AUGAAGUUCCUGCUGCUUCCUGUAAUGCUGCUGUGUGUGUUGUGUGUAGCAGAGGUCACGACACAGGAUAACACACACGUGCUGAGGCUGUGUGGACGGGAGUUUGUCCGGGCUGUGGUGUACACCUGUGGAGGAUCCAGGUGGAGAAGGCUGACAGAGCUGGAAAAGACACUACCAAACAGCGGUGUUGAGCAAAGCUUCCAUCAGACUAGGGAUGUGGUGCCAGUGAUGGGGCGUCAUCAGCGGGAGCUAAACGAGGCCCUGACAAUAAUGUGCUGUCAACUAGGCUGCCGGAAGAGUGACCUCUCCAUGCUGUGCUAGAGGACAACUUUCAGAGGAGGCCUGAUGCUCUGCCUGAUCUUUCUUCUUGAAAUAAAAAGAAAUCAACAGCAAAUGAUUUUGACA
Lampris incognitus (smalleye Pacific opah) is the source of this 405-nucleotide messenger RNA. Its product is annotated as relaxin-3-like. Lineage: Eukaryota; Metazoa; Chordata; Actinopteri; Lampriformes; Lampridae. The record is from RefSeq and is a predicted model, not a curated record. The transcript has 2 exons. Gene Ontology annotation, cellular component: extracellular region. Gene Ontology annotation, molecular function: hormone activity. Bases 1 to 321 code for a protein of 106 amino acids.